Messenger RNA from Cheilinus undulatus (humphead wrasse), 3666 nucleotides. It is a transcript of the gene acad8, whose product is annotated as acyl-CoA dehydrogenase family, member 8. The transcript has 11 exons. Gene Ontology annotation, biological process: lipid metabolic process. The record is from RefSeq and is a predicted model, not a curated record. Gene Ontology annotation, molecular function: acyl-CoA dehydrogenase activity; flavin adenine dinucleotide binding. NCBI's taxonomy places the organism in Eukaryota, Metazoa, Chordata, Actinopteri, Labriformes, Labridae. The coding region runs from base 15 to 1274 and encodes 419 amino acids.
UCAGCAAGGUAAACAUGGCGACUGUCGGACCUCUUGGUAGAAUUGCAAAACUCGGCUCCAGUAUCUGUAGGAACCAUCGUUUACUAUUUAACAGGAGUCCACAGAGACGAGGGAUAGCUUCGUGUAUCGACCCUGCUCAUGGACUCACAGAUGAACAGAAGGAGUUUCAAAAGGUUGCCUUUGACUUUGCAGCCAAUGAAAUGACUCCACACAUGGCAGAGUGGGACCAGAAGGAAGUAUUUCCUGUUGAGACGAUGCGAAAAGCAGCCGAGCUGGGGUUUGGUGGCAUCUAUGUUCAACCUGAUGUUGGCGGAUCGGGUCUCUCUCGACUCGACACAUCAAUCAUUUUUGAGGCCUUGUCCACGGGAUGUGUCAGCACCACAGCUUAUAUCAGUAUCCACAACAUGUGUGCCUGGAUGAUUGACACUUUUGGGAAUGCCGAGCAGAGGGAGAAGUUCUGUCCUAUUCUCUGUUCAAUGGAAAAGUUUGCCUCCUAUUGUCUCACUGAACCAGGCAGUGGCAGUGACGCUGCCUCUCUUCUGACAUCUGCAAAGCGGGAAGGAGACCAUUACAUCUUGAAUGGCUCUAAGGCUUUCAUCAGUGGAGGAGGAGACACAGAUGUUUAUGUUGUGAUGUGUAGAACAGGAGGGAAAGGACCAAAAGGCAUCUCGUGUUUGGUUGUAGAAAAGGGGACUCCGGGCCUCAGUUUUGGCAAAAAGGAAAAGAAGGUAGGCUGGAACUCUCAGCCAACCAGAGCGGUGAUAUUCGAGGAUUGUGCUGUUCCAGUGACUAACCGGCUUGGUGAAGAAGGACAAGGAUUCAGCAUCGCCAUGAAAGGCUUGAAUGGAGGCAGGAUUAAUAUUGCAUCCUGUUCUCUUGGAGCAGCCCACGCCUCUGUACUGUUAGCAAGGGAUCAUCUGUUGGUACGCAAACAGUUUGGAGAGACGCUCUCUAACAACCAGUUUCUUCAGUUUAAACUGGCAGAGAUGGCCACCAAGUUGGUUGCGUCUCGUCUUCUGGUGCGUGAAGCCGCCACAGCCCUGCAGGAGAACCGGCCUGAUGCCGUCUCCCUCUGCUCUAUGGCCAAGCUGUUUGUUACAGACGAGUGUUUCAAUAUCUGCAACCAGGCUCUUCAGAUGCACGGUGGAUAUGGUUACCUCAAAGAUUAUGCUGUGCAGCAGUUUGUGCGAGAUAUCAGAGUUCAUCAGAUCCUUGAGGGCACAAAUGAGGUGAUGAGGAUGAUCAUUUCUCGUAGUCUUCUCUCAGAGUCCUGAUAAAGAAUCUCUGGAUCUUCAGUGGCGACCAUGUUUUUAUGGUCUCUGGUUUGUUACUGUGUGACUGGUUUCCUGAAGUGCCCUCUGUAUCAAAGGCUCUUGGAACAAUUAAGGGUGAACCACUCGUUAUAAAUUGUGUUAUUUUCAGCUACUAAAGAUUAGUAUUUUUUUAUUUCUGUUCACUGAGGUGCCUCACUCAUGAGAUGUAUCAGUAACCACUGCUCAGAUGACUUUUCAAAUAGCACCACCUGUUGGUCAGACUUAAUGUAUACAUUUCUAAUCACACUGAGUGCUGUACAUAUAGUAUCCUAUAAAAUCAAUGCUCAUAUGUUUGAAUGAUAGGUAGAAUAAUAGAGGGAAGCAUUAUAUUCUAAUGUGCCAACAUUUAGCUCUUUAGAAUGCAAAAACUGUGGAAAGGACUGAAAAAAAGAGUAUUCUUGAGGUACUUUUUGGUGAGAUUUUCAUGCAAUCAUAGAAUUAAACAAGGAAAAUACCAAGGCACUCUUUAUAAACAAUUAAAACGCCUUUAUUCUCAUGACAUGGUCAUCCACCCAUUUUCUUCCGCUUAUCUGAGGUUGGAUAAGCUGGUGAAUUAAGUCAACCUAGACGUCACACUUCCCAGCAAUGUUUCCAGUUCUUCCUGAGGGAUUCAGAAAGACUCCCAGGCCAGAUGUGAUAUACAGUAAAUCCCUCCAGCAAGUUUUGGGUCUUCCCAGGGGUCUCCUCCCAGUUGGAAGUGCCUGGAAGACCUUCAAAGGGAAGCGACCAGGAGGCAUCCUGAUCAGAUGCCUGAAUCUUCUCAACCGACUUUCCGAUGUGAAGGAGCAAUUGAUCUACUUUGAGAUUCCCCUGGAAGUCAGAGAUCCUCACCUUAUCUCUAAGGCUGAGCCCAGCCACCCGCCUAAGGAAUCCCAUUUGAACCUCUUGUACCGGUGGUCUUAUCCUCUCAUUUAUUACCCAGAGCUCAUGACUUUAGGUGAGGGUUGGAACAAAGAUCGACCGGUAAAUUGAUAGCUUUGCCUUCCGGCUCAGCUCCCUCUUCGUUACAGCGCAUGCAAAACUGCUAACUCAAUCUCACGGUCCAUUCUGUGCUUACUCGUGAAUAAGACCUUGAGAUGGUGGAAAUCCUUGACUUGGGGCAAAGACUCCCCACCCAGGGAGAGCAAUGACAUGGCCAUGUAGACCUUAUAAACACAUCUCUAUGCAUUUUAGAAAGUCAGUUCAUCAUGCUGAUUAAGUCUUGAUACUGAAACGUUGGGAUUUUUUCUUGUUUAAUUCUAAGUAGCUCUUUGGCAUAAUAAAUAACCUACCAAGUACCACACACAAAGUUCAGUUGAAACUGACGCAGUUAUUUGGUCAUCAAACAGGACUCAGAGAAAGUUAAAUUGUACAUUGAUGAUGUCAAGCUCUGUUUCUGUAAUAUUUCAGUAUGAUCUAUGUGCUGGACUGACUAAUGUACCAACAUUUACAUGCUGCUAACAUGGAAAUGGUCCAUGAAUUUGUCACUACAUAUGCUCUCAUGCUUCCUCUCAUGCAGUUUAAAAAUAUAAAAUGUUUAUUUAUAGAAAUACUUUCCCCGAAGCUUCUAGAGUGGCUGUGGAGUUUCAGCCUACUUUUCAUCAAUAAUGUGCUCUUUACAGCAGUUUCACUCAGAACUGUGGAGAGCACUGGAUCAUUUUUUCCAUGUGUUAAAGGUACAAUACGCUAAAUUUUUGCACUAAAUGUGUAAAUUAAUAAGAAUAUCACUAAACCUUUGUUAUAUUUGAAGUAAUGGCAUAACUUCAAAUAUUUUGAAAUCUUUCAAAGCCAGAUAGAUUCUUAUUUUUUUUAGUUGCAAUAGUCCAUGUCUACUGGAGCAAACUGUUGUUCUGUUGCUUUACCUUAUUCAUGUUUCAUGCUGCUUACUUGUUAUGGAUUAUUCUCUCACACAAAUUCAAGAAACUCCUAUCACUCCCAUGAUUUUAUGCCACCAUUGAUGUCACUUUUUGUUAACUUUUUGAUUGAGAACCCCCUGGUGGUGGAGUUAACAUACCAAGUGUAUAAAGAAUAGAACAGCCCCAGUGUAAAAUAAGAACAAUGAAUAGUUAUUUAGCCAAAAUUCAAGUGCAGUCUCAGCUUUUGAAGUGGUCCGUUAGAUCUUUGUUAUGGUCAUGGUUACUGUAUUGUUGGUGUACUGUGGGUUCUGUAGAAUUGUUAUAAACAUGCAUAUCUUAAGUUCUAAGAGAGCAAACAAACAUUUUUGGACAAUGGAUUAAAAAUGUUUGGAUGCUUGUCUUUUAGGGCUUCCGUAGUGACUUCCUAUUACAGAUAUGCACUUUAAAUGUGAGGUGGGUUGUGUGUUGAAAUGUUACUUUGCAAAUUAUAUUUGCUGAUCACACUCCAAUAAAAUAUU